Messenger RNA from Thalassophryne amazonica, 1974 nucleotides. It is a transcript of the gene foxi3b, whose product is annotated as forkhead box I3b. Gene Ontology annotation, molecular function: DNA-binding transcription factor activity, RNA polymerase II-specific; RNA polymerase II cis-regulatory region sequence-specific DNA binding. The transcript is spliced from 2 exons. Bases 211 to 1380 code for a protein of 389 amino acids. Lineage: Eukaryota; Metazoa; Chordata; Actinopteri; Batrachoidiformes; Batrachoididae. The record is from RefSeq and is a predicted model, not a curated record. Gene Ontology annotation, biological process: cell differentiation; anatomical structure morphogenesis; regulation of transcription by RNA polymerase II.
UGACAACAAGGUGACAUCUUGACAUAAAGCAAGGGCAAACAGACAAGAAGACUACCAUUCAGAAGCCUGGUGACCACUGUUUGGAAGUACCUGCAUCAGACAGCACAAGAGGCUGCUGAAAUCAAGACACUAAUAAUUUGACGCAGAAAGGCAGAAAAACCACAGACUUAAGAGGAGGCUCCACAAGGUGAGAAGAAGCUCUGACUUAUAAUGUCUUCAUUCGAGACUCCAGGUCAGUCUCCUCCAAGAUGUGGGCCGCAGUUCCCUACCCCAGGCCAGGAACCACCUGAGCUCAGCAUGUACAGUGACUGUUACUACCCUCCUCCUUCAUUGCCAAGUCCUCAGCGUACCACACCGACAUCCUACAACAUGACUGACUACACCACCUCCUCUCCAAACCCUUAUCUCUGGUUCAACAGCUCCGGGAUCAACACAUCACCAUACCUAGCAACUGCAGGCCCUCCAGGGAAUCCAGGGCCCCCCUUUGUUCCUCAGCACUACGGUAUGCAGAGGCCUUAUCUGGGUCAUGCUGGGGCAGGGGGUCCAGGUGGGGAACUGAGUUGGUUCUCUCUUCCCUCACAAGAGGAUCUGAUGAAGUUGGUGCGGCCCCCUUACUCCUACUCUGCACUCAUCGCUAUGGCUAUUCAUGGGGCCCCGGACAGGAGACUGACACUAAGUCAAAUUUAUCAAUAUGUAGCUGAUAAUUUCCCUUUCUACAACAAAAGCAAGGCUGGAUGGCAAAAUUCCAUAAGACACAAUCUGUCACUCAAUGACUGCUUCAAAAAAGUACCACGAGACGAGGAUGAUCCAGGCAAGGGAAACUACUGGACACUUGACCCAAACUGUGAAAAGAUGUUUGACAAUGGAAACUUCCGCCGCAAGAGGAAGAGAAAGACUGACUCUGUCUCUGCUGACGAUGGUGGGUCAGGGGCUCCUGAAUCAGGUGACAACGAGCAAGGCAGUCCCAAGCACCCCAGCAACCCUGCCCUUAAUAUCUGUCUCACACCAGACAAGAUUCCCUCGCCGACAUCCUCAGGUGUAACACCUUGUCUGAACAGCUUCCUAACUGAGAUGUCUACGGUAACCGCUGGACCUGGUAAUGAGGUGGGAGGUGAUGGGCUCAGCAGGGCUCUUCAGAUCAACCUUCCCUUGGACAGUUCUCAAAGGCCCACACAGCCUGGAAGCUUUGGUAGUUACUCCCAGAGUUCAAGUAGCCCGGAGUGGGUACCGCAAGUGCCACCUCCACCUGCACUCCCCUCCUCGCCCACCCACUCUUCUCUUGGGUACACCAGCCCUGUCUUGAGCCCAUUCAAUGGCCAUUUCUACUCUGGACUGAGCGCAACAGGAAUCAUCUACCACCACGAUGGCACAGAGGUUUAAUUCAGGGUUGACUUAAGAGGGAAAUGUAUCUGCGUGUCUUCUGUUGUUAAAAGCAUACAUUUAAAAAGUACCCUGAGUAGACGUAGGUAAGGUAUGUUUGUGCUGACAGAGGCUUUUAAGAUCAUUAUAUCGUGUGACAGUAGAGCCCAACAAAAAGAAGCGUUGAUUCCCACAGGAACAGUUGAGUCAGCUGCCGCGCUCAACGUGUGAUACGGCCUAAAACCGCUGUCAGCCUCACUAUCAGAUGCACAGUCAGCUCUUAUUCUGUCCAAAACUCACCCCUAUCAGAUCUGACUCAUUAUUAACAGAUCCACAAUCAGAUUUCGUGCUGACAUCAGAACCUCAGUGGUGUCACCUGUGAAAAUUGUAAAAGGUUGACAUCUCUGUUAAUUGUUUUUUUUUUGUGCUGAAAUGAAACAGUUUGAUAAAUUAAUCAUGGUUUGUGUACUUUGUAAAUAUGUCUAUAUGUGUUGUGUAGUGGUACACAUUUUGUGGUGUGUUUUGUGGUAGAGCUGUUACUGUGUAAAAUGAAUUCAUGUUGUAUGGAACAUACAUAUAUUGUCUUUUUGAUAUAAAUAAAACAUUUUAAAAUAC